Messenger RNA from Apaloderma vittatum (bar-tailed trogon), 114 nucleotides. Its product is annotated as high mobility group protein HMG-I/HMG-Y-like. Gene Ontology annotation, biological process: regulation of DNA-templated transcription. Gene Ontology annotation, cellular component: chromatin; nucleus. The record is from RefSeq and is a predicted model, not a curated record. The annotation marks the transcript as partial. Gene Ontology annotation, molecular function: DNA binding; transcription coregulator activity. NCBI's taxonomy places the organism in Eukaryota, Metazoa, Chordata, Aves, Trogoniformes, Trogonidae. The transcript is spliced from 2 exons.
AGGGGACGGGGGCGGCCCAGGAAGAAGCCACAGGAGCCCAGCGAGGCCCCGACCCCCAAGAGACCCCGCGGACGGCCGAAGGGCAGUAAAAACAAGGCCACUGCGAAAGGCAGG